AUGAGUGACACGACUUCUGCAGUUGAAGCAACUGAUUUUCAAGAAAAUGAGUCUGAAGAUGGAACUGGGGAGGACAAGGCGGUAGGGCUUCAAUUAAGUUUCAAUCAUUGAUUUCAUUGCUUCCCUGUUCUUAUGUGUAAAAAAAGCCCUGGCUGAUAUAGUGUUCGUGCUAGCGCAAGAGUUAUCCCGUGUAGUGUAGAAAUAGCCUUACAACACUUUAACAACAUUCUCGUCUUAUGGCCUAAUUCAAAAAAGAUAAAUUAGGCUCCAUUUUAAAUGCUGCCUGGAAACGGAUACCAGGGGUCGUCAAUCCAGGAUAUUUUUACGUCGCUAGGGGUUCUUUUACGUCCCACAAAAGCCAGAUCAGUACAGUUUUGGAGCUUAUCCGAGUACACUAGAAAGCUCAAAGGUCCAAACUUCUGCAAAUGUGAAACAAAGGCACCUUUUCCUCAGUUAUUAAUUCUGAGACCAUGAGUGAGUUGGUCCACCCCAGAAUGAGUACGGGCAUACUCACGGAAAGUCUGACUUUCAAUCGAUUGCGCUGACCAGGUGGCGGGUGCAUCUGGGUCCUCGGCCAUGCUGGCCUAGAGUAGAAUCUAAAAAUAAGAGGGGAGCACUUCAAACUAUGUUGAAACGCCUGGCACACUUGCUAUGGUUCUACAUUUGUUUUAACGACUGUCUUUGCAUCUUUAGAAUGUUAAUGAAAAGAACUGCGAGGAGGAGUUCCAUGAUAAAGCUUUAGAGGGACAUUUGUAUCGUAGAACUGCCAUUAAAUCUUUCAACGAAGGUGAUUUCCAGGAAGCCAUACGGUGGCAUGAAUUGCAUCUUAAAAUUACCGAGGAAAUUGCCGACAGAACUGGAGAAGGCCUCGCCUGUGGCAGCCUUGGCAUUACCUUUUUUCAUCUCGGUGACUUGAAGGAAGCUAUCAACUACCACGAGAGACAUCUCGGUAUCUGUAAAGAAUUGGGAGACCGAGCUGGGGAAGGACGUGCGUACAGCAAUCUUGGCUCUGCCUUCUAUGGUUUGAAUGAUUUCAUAAAAGCCAAAGUCUACCACCAACUUCAUCUUGACAUUACCAAGCAACUGGGCGACAAGAAAGGUGAAAAAAGUGCUUGUGCUAAUCUUGGGAAAGUAUAUGUUCGCCUGAGGGAUUAUAACAAAGCAAUAGAAUACCACCGCUUACAUCUCUUCAUUGCCAAAAAUUUGGGUGACCGCACAGGGGAAGUAAAUGCGUAUGCCAAUCUUGCCUUUGCGUAUGCAUCCCUUUGCAAUUUUAGAAGAUCCAUACAGUAUCACAACCUUCAUUUAAGCAUUGUCCAAGAAAUCGGGGACAAAGUUAAAGAAGAAGUUACUUACUCAAACCUGGGAAUGGCGUAUCGUAACUUAGGGGAUUUCCGUACAGCCGUAGGGUAUCAUCAGCAACAACUUGAAAUUGCAAAGGACCGACGAGACAGGCAUUCAGAAGCAGAUGCAUACGCUAGUCUUGGACAUUGUUACAGAUCUCUUGGUGAUUAUAGGACAGCAGUUAAGUACUACGACCUACAUCUCAGUGCAGCCAAAGAAAUUGGAGAUAGAAAAGUAGAAGGACAUGCCUAUGCUAGUCUGUCUACUAGUUACUGUUUUUUACGUGAUUUUGAAAGAGCAAUAUAUUGUUCCCAGAUACACCUCGUUAUUACACAAGAGGUAGAAGACAGGACUGGUGAAGGACAAGCGUAUGGCAAUCUUGGCGAUGCUUACCACUUUCUCGGCAAUUUUGAAACAGCGGCACAAUGCCAUCAACUAGCUCUAAGCAUUUCCAAAGAAUUGCAAGACAAAGUUGCGGAAGGACAUGCGUAUCAGAGUCUUGGCCGUGACUUUUGCCGUCAGGGCAAUUUCAAGAAAGGUUUAGAGUAUCAUUUACUGCACCUACGCACUGCUAAAAUGACAGGCGACCAGGCUGACGAGGGAAUUGCUUACAACCAGCUAGGAAAUACGUAUUACUUUUUAGGUGACUUGUCGAGGGCAGAAGAAUCCUACAAAUUAAGCGCAAAAUUGUUCGAUGGCAUUAAAAAUAAUCCUCAGUUGAAAGAACACUGGCAAAUUAGCCUUCGAAAUUAUCAAAAAGAUAACUACAAUGCUCUAUGGAAAGUUCUUUUGCAGCAAGGAAAUGUCAAGGAAGCCCUUUUUACAGCUGAAAGGGAGCGCGAGCAAGCUCUAGAGGACCUCAUAGAAUGGGAGUAUGGUUUAACCUCUAAUCAGACAGUUUUUUGUGAAGCGAAUGAAAACGAAUUUCUCAAUGCUUCUUCGUCGCAAACAGUGUUCAUAGCAGUUGACCAAAACGCAAUCAAUUUUUGGGUUUUAGACAAAGGGAAUAGCCCUUUCUAUGAACAAAAAGAAAUUGAUCAACGAUAUUUGAAAGACUGUGUCGACGCUUCCUUGGCUUCGUUAAGUCAGGAUGAUUACUAUAGAACUGGGGUGGGGGAAAGCGGUAGUUAUGAGGAUCGUUCUUUGGACUCUUUGGUAAAUGCAGAAACACGCGAUAAAUCUAAUAUGAAAAGGCCAGCUCCAGUUAGUGGGACAGAAGAUCCUUUGAGGGUAUUACAUGACAUGGUUAUAAGCCCUAUAGCAAACAAAAUUCAAGGUGAUGAGAUUAUUGUUGUUCCGGAUGGUCCCUUGUUAUAUGCUCCAUUUGCUGCACUCUUAGAUCGACAUUCCAAAUUUUUCUCUGAAAUGUCUACAGUUCGUAUAAUACCGACUUUAAGCAGCUUGAAGUUAAUGGAACAGUACUCAGAAGGGCGACAUAGAACAGACGUUGCGCUGCUCGUUGGAGAUCCAUGGCUGGGAAGCAUUCGCGUCGAAAGGAAAGGAAAGAAAAAAGAAAAGAAGAAAAAGAAAAGGAAAGGUAAAAAAGUCGAGGUUAAUGGCCUUUCUCAACUGCCAGCCGCUAAAACAGAGAUCGAAUUGAUAGGAAUGAUUCUGAACACUAAGCCGCUCACUGGAAGAGAGGCCACAAAGCAAGAGGUGCUAAGACGGAUACGCUCAGCGACGCUUGUUCACAUUGCUGCCCGUGGAAAAGUGGAAACUGGUGAAAUUGUUUUGUCCCCUAAUACAACGCACUUUUCAGAGACCCUCAAAGAGGAAGACUACCUCUUGACUAUAAGAGACCUCAAAGACGCAGAGCUACAAGCGAAAUUGGUUGUUCUAAGCUGCUAUCAUAGUGGUCGAGGAGAGGUCAAGUCUGAGGGUGUGGUGAAUAUUGCUCGUGCUUUUCUGAGCGCUGGCGCGCACUCGGUUUUGGUGCCAUUGUGGGGAAUUUGCAAUGAAGCCACUCAAGAAUUCAUGAGAAACUUCUACAACAAUCUUGUAGAAGGACUUAGUGCCAGUAAGUGUCUAAGCAUGGCGAUGAAAGUAAUGAGGGAAUCAGACAGAUUCAGUAAUGUCAAACACUGGGCCCCAUUCGUACUGAUCGGUGACGAUGUCACAUUCAACUUUUACACAGAAGCCCGGUGA
Molecule: messenger RNA, 3489 nt
Organism: Porites evermanni
Lineage: Eukaryota; Metazoa; Cnidaria; Anthozoa; Scleractinia; Poritidae
Source: the annotation of a GenBank genome assembly